Sungouiella intermedia is the source of this 423-nucleotide messenger RNA. Lineage: Eukaryota; Fungi; Ascomycota; Pichiomycetes; Serinales; Metschnikowiaceae. The record is from the annotation of a GenBank genome assembly.
AUGUCAGACAUUUGCCUUGUGAUUCUCUCUGUUCUUUUCCCGCCACUUCCCGUGUGGAUCAGAAGAGGCAUCUGUUCAUCAGACUCCUUGAUCAAUAUUUUGCUCUGUAUUCUCGGAUACUUCCCUGGUUUGAUCCACUCUUGGUACAUCAUCGCCAAGUACCCACCUUACACCAUCAACCACGAGUCCAAGGUGUACUAUGUGUACCAGAAUUCAUCUGACUUGGAAAGAGGUAGAGGAGGUCACAACGGAAGUCACAACCACCACCACCACCAUCACCAUACACACAACUACAAUACCACCGUGAACUCAGAGCCAUUGAAUCCUACAUCGCCAACUUAUGGAGCCACUAACGAGGCUCAGGAGGGUAGUUCUGCUGCUUUGGGAGCACCUCCAGCAUACACAGAAUUACCUCAGAAGUAG